AUGACUGGGUAUGACUUUAUCACAAGUUGGACCAAAUCGCUGACUCCCUGGGCAACAGCCUCAGAGAGCUGGAAUUUAGAGUGCACCCAGCUUGGUUUGCUGGUGGAAGCACCUCCGCUCAAACGCACCAAAACGUUGGAAUCACCAUUCAAAACCACAGUCGACAGUUCUCUGGCCACAGGAAUUGCCUUGGAGGCCUUGAGCAGCGACUUCAACGAAGGAACACCCAAUCUUGGCAAUUGCAACUCCAUGCCAGGCAAGACAGGAUUCUCAGCGUCGAAUCCAUUGACACCGGUCGAGCUGGAAGAGUUCAAAAUCACCUGCAGAGGCAAGAACCGGGCCCUUUGGAUAGGCUUGGCAACGGCAAGGUGUCUAUUUGCGAGUUCUGCGAGUCCCAAUCUGGUUGGUUUGAUUUCAUUCUGGAUCGAUUGGAGUUGUUGGUCAAUGUUUCCAUUAAGAUCAAAUGGAAAGCCGGAUGUCAAAUGCGAAAGUUUGAAUGGAUAA
This is a messenger RNA of Ogataea philodendri, 504 nucleotides long. RefSeq lists its product as uncharacterized. The transcript is spliced from 2 exons. Lineage: Eukaryota; Fungi; Ascomycota; Pichiomycetes; Pichiales; Pichiaceae. The record is from RefSeq and is a predicted model, not a curated record. Bases 1 to 504 code for a protein of 167 amino acids.